This is a messenger RNA of Aspergillus welwitschiae, 580 nucleotides long. RefSeq names its product RidA family protein. The record is from RefSeq and is a predicted model, not a curated record. Bases 137 to 544 code for a protein of 135 amino acids. Gene Ontology annotation, molecular function: deaminase activity. NCBI's taxonomy places the organism in Eukaryota, Fungi, Ascomycota, Eurotiomycetes, Eurotiales, Aspergillaceae. The transcript has 2 exons. Gene Ontology annotation, cellular component: cytosol.
GGCGGUUACAUCGAACGGAAAGUAUAUUCCGCUGCGGCGCAGGCAUAUAAGGAACUUCAGCAACCAAAAAACAUGAAAACUGUAAGCAUCUGCUGUACUCUUCUCAAGAUCAUCACUUUGUCCCAAAAUCAACAAAAUGUCCCACCUCACCUACUACAACUACGAAGGAGUCGGAAAAAGGAACCAACAAACGUUCAAAUACAGCCAAGCCGUACGCAUAGGUGAUCGCAUUGAAUGUUCCGGCCAAGGUGGCUGGGACCCCAACACUGGUGAAUUUUAUAAAGAGAUCAACGCGCAAAUCGACCAAGCUUUCAAGAACGUCGAGCUGAAUUUGAAAAACGCUGGCGGCAAAGGAUGGGAGCAGGUCUUCCGUGUGAACUCGUACCAUGUCCCGAUUAACAAUGAAGCUUUGGAUGCAAUGGUCAGGAACUUCAAAAAGUAUAUGCCGAAUCAUGAGCCCCUGUGGACGUGUGUGGGCGUGACAAGGUUGGGAGAGGAUGAUAUGAGGGUUGAGAUUGAGGUGGUCGCUCAUGAUCCGAAAUAGGUCUCUCGAGAGGUACUGGGGAGUAAAUGAAACCCG